GACGGGCGCGCGCGCGCACGCACACACACAUACACGCACACACACACACACAUAUACACAAGCUGGGUCUUCCACUGAGCGGCACACAUCUACCUUCCACCCCUCGGGAACCGCGACUUUUUUACUCCCUCCUAAGCUGCCCAAAUUCUGACCGUGGGGAUCCGGUAGCGUCCGCCUCCGGCAGGCAUUCGCACGACGAGUCCAACCUUGACACGCGUGUCAGGGCGGUGAUCACCUGGCAAAUUUCCCGCGUCUUGCCCGGGCGUGAUGGGGCUCCUUGCGGAGGGCUGGGGUCACCGAUUUCGCGUUCCGGGAGGCUCCAAAGCCUGCGGAUUCAAGGGAUAACAAAAAAGAGAAAGGCGGGAGCUGGGGGAGGAAAGGGAGAAAAGCCGCAAUGCCUGUUGCUUGGACGGGGAGCGUGGCGGAUUCUGAAGACGCCCCUUCCACCCAUUCGCCUUGUUUCUUCGCCCCUUGGGCUGCAGGUCUCCGGAGGACCGAGAAAACCGGUGGCUGGAGGCAAAAGGCGACAGCAGACUUCUGAUUUGGUGUCUUCAAAAUGUUAUGGUGCACUCAUCAUUCCUAGAGGCCCAGACUGAGAGGGCCAAUCUCUGAGUGUAUAAUGCAGAGGAUAUUCCAGAGGGGGAUUCUGGGCUCCCGCCUUCUCAGUGAUGACCUUCCUCCUUUGGGACAGCUUAUCCCUGCAUAUCUGGACCAUCCCCUCCUACCUGUAAAAACAUGGCUCUUCAGGAAGGCAUUUGGAGAUGAGUUGUUUGAGAUCUCCUUGCCAAUACCAUUUUUGUCCCAUUUGUCCACUGGUGGGAAAAAUGUUUAAAAAACUGGCCAAGCAGCUUACUCAAGAACUGGAUUCUGAUGGGAAACUGAUUCCUGUGAGCAGCCUGGCACAAAAUGAUGGCUUUCAACUUCUCUCUUUGGUGACUAAAAAGCCAUCUAGAUGGCCUUGGAACAGUACAAAGUAUUCCCCAUUCUCUUUCAAACUGACAGACAUACUUCAAGAAGAAGCAAUAAUGGAAAUAGAGCUGAAGCAUUCUGAGCCACUUUUGUUUUCUGCUAACACAUGUCACAAAUCUGGAGGACGGCUGAACUUUAAGAUACGGUCUACAGAAGUAGAUGUUGGUGGAUUGGCCUUAGCUUGCUUGAGUGCCUCUCCAAUACAUCUCCGAAAAACCUAUGUGGACCCAGGAGAGCUGUGGAAGAGAGAUCUCUCUCCCGGCAUUGUCCAGCAAAUCUACCCUAAACUUCAUUUGUACAUUGUGACAGAAGUUUUGGAGAUAAUGGAGCCCUUUGUCAUUGAUGAGACUGUCCAGGCAGGUGGGAAGGGGGAAGUUUCUGCCGUGAACAUUCUUAAAAUCCAGGGUCAACACAAGACAAUGAAAAAUAAGUCCAUGCUAAUUCCUUUUGGUACAGUGAUGGCGUAUGGAGUUGAGAAACUCCAAAUCUGUGAAGAAGACCCCGUUUAUCUCAACCAGAGGUUUGAAACAAUGUUGGGUCACUCACUCACUUAUGAUGCAUUUCAGAAUGAACUGGGAUCUUCACUCACAGCUGUCCAGCAAGUACAAGAUGCGGUUAAGCAAGCGUAUGAGCCACUGUUCUGCCAGACCCAGCCUUUGAAGAAGAAUCUUUUGGGAUCCUUUGAGAUAUUCCUGCAGAACAGAAAUGUUUCCACAGUACGGUCCAUGCUGGAGCUUUCCAUGGCAGGUGACAAUGCUGAUCGCUCCAUGUUGGAGUCAUUGAAUGAGGAAUUCCGAGUUCCAGUAGAAAUGCUGCUAUCCUACUUAGGGAUUUUCCAAGACACUAAAAGAGGAGAAAACCAAGAUCUCUGGGGACCAGUGCACUUCCUUUGCUCUUCUAUAGAUGAAUUAGACUAUGAGAUGAUGCCCGUCUUACAGAAAAUGUUGGAAAAGAAACAAUUGGCCAAACCAAUGGAGAUGGUGGAAUUCACUCUGGAAAGGAUUCUUUCUGGUGAAGAAGGUGGCACUUUCGCUCUUCCUUCCCUUUCCCUGAUGGAGGAGGAAGUUGAUCUCAAUCUCGAUAUGCUGCAGAUCUGUGGGCUGGAUUUAGAAGUUGGGGAAAAUUCCAUCACUUGCCAGUGGAAUAAUGAUGCCUGCUCAGAACUGGCUGCUCUAUAUUCCAGCUUGUAUGCCCUGCAGAUCCUAAGUGGAUGAAGGAGGAAUUCAAACAGAUUCUAAAAAGACGAUGUUUUUGUGGCUGCAAAAGAUCAGCUAGACUGUGAACUAAAACUAAUAUUUCAAAAAAGUUUUUAGCGGUUCGAAACUGUUGUUUCCCAUUUCCUUAUGGGAAAAUUAUGAGAAGUAAGAAAUUAUGGAUAUUAGCUGCUGAGCAGUUUCCCACCUGAUUGGCUACAAUUCUCAGUAACUUUCCUUCUCUAUAAAGUUUUAUUUUUACAAUCAUAUCAAAUAGUUCAUCCAAUGUACAGUUAUAUACAAUUAGUCGGGCUUGCCCAGUCACCACCCCCCUUUUUAACACUCUUCCCUCUUCUACCUUCUUCUACUUUCCAAACCUUCCUCUCCUUCUCUUAUCUACAUCCUCUCCUCCCUCCACCCUACACCUUCCUUCUCCCUCUUCUACCCCUCUUCCUUCCUCUUCUCCUCUUUCCUACCUCCUACUCUCUCUUUUCUCCCUCCCCACCGUUCUAAAAUGGUAACUGGGCAGACCCGACCCUGCAUUAAUUAUAUUUAUACAUCUUCAAUUAACCCUGUACAUUAACCAUCACUCCA
Molecule: messenger RNA, 2756 nt
Organism: Ahaetulla prasina
Lineage: Eukaryota; Metazoa; Chordata; Lepidosauria; Squamata; Colubridae
Gene: GSDMD
Product: gasdermin D
Exons: 13
Coding region: 762-2183 (473 amino acids)
Source: RefSeq, a predicted model, not a curated record